AUGUUUGAAUCCGCUCUUUUAUGGUUUUUUUUUCUCUCAACAGAGCGUGGCACAGGCUUGCGUCACAAAGUCCGUAGAUGGCCAGUGAGUGUCUAUACUGGGCGUAGUCACAAGCUGGUCAUCCCUGAGGGAACUCCAGACAAGAAGUUCGUUUUGCUUGUUGGAGACUCCCAUCUUCGCGCUGUUGCUGAUGGGAUAGUCAAAAUGCCAGGAGAAAAGCUGUCUUUUGGCAUUAUGGCAACUCCCGGUGCCGACGCUAAUCAGCUGCGUACAGAGGUUUCAUAUGCGGUGAUUCCCCUGGUCCCAGACGCAGUCUGUCUCAUGGCACCCAGCAACAACCUUACGGCCAGCCGAACCGUUGAUGAAGCGGGACAGGCUUUUAGCCAAUAUUUGAGGACAGCGUGCGAACGCUGGCCGAAGGUCUUUGUGGUGGAUUUUGUCCCGCGACUUACGGUCCCAGGGGAAUACCAAGAGCUCAUGCGGCAAGAGUUCCACCGUCAGUCAGUACGUCUGGGUGUCAAGUAUUGGCACAUGGCUGACCAUUUCCCCCUGGGACGUCGGGAGUUGUGGUGCCCUGAUGGUAUCCACCUUAGUGAUAACGUUGGGAUGCCAAUCCUUGUGCAGUUGCUGUGGGGUGCCGCCUACCAGCAACUGGAGACACCAGCACCUGUGCCACCGGUGCAACGCCAGGUGUCUCCUAAGCCAUCUGUGCCAAGGAUUGCUCCCAGAGUGGUUGUGAAGGGGGAGGUACCAGCUACACGUCCACCCCCUUCCGAGUGGACGCUGGUGGAAUCGGGCAGGAAGAGGAACCAUUCGGGAGAAGCUGGGCCUGCCCCUGCUUCACCCAAGAGGAGGGUGGUUCCCCGCCAGGUUUGUUUUUAUCUUUUUAGAUUAAACAGUUACAUGAUAAUAGUUUAGGUUGUGUGAUUGUAUUUAUUUAUUUAUUUUCUGUUAGAAAAGUGUUACACAGAAAUUGCCUGAAACUAUGUUUGUGCAUUUAUUUUGCAGGCGGAUGGCACUCCGGUGGCCUUAAGGGAGUGUUUCAUCCCACUCAAUCCUGUCCGAUUCUCUACAUCUAUUCUGGCUGCCAUGGAUAAGUCUUUUCCAUCGGCUCUUGGCGACUCUCCUACAGGCAAACAGCCCUUGCCUGAGGAACCUCGUCGCAGGUCUGCUGUCAUUAAGCAGAAGCGGGUUAGGCAGCAGAGGACACCUACAACAGACGCAGCGUUGGAAAAGGUUGAGGCCACACCAAGCCUGGUGUCUGCCUGUGACGUGCCAGGGCCCACCUGUUCCGAGGCGGUUCCGAUGGCUGUCCAGGUGCCAGCAGGUGGUGGCUUGCAGCGCACACAAGAAGCCACCACAGGUAGGAGUGCCUCUAACCCUUGUUUGUGUUCUACAGGCCCACCGGUUCCUCUUGUUUCAGGGACUACAGUUCAAACUGUUUCUGAUAACGCUAAUGAUGCACUCAUUUCAUGUAGUGUUGUAGCUGCAGCCAAACACAUAGUAUCUCCUGUUUGUACUUGGCGACCGUCAGAUGUGGAUCAGGUCACUGUAGAAGGGAAGAAGUUAGAAGCAUUUAUGGCUAGGGAAAGUCAGAAAAGUGGCAGAGAAAAGGAGCUAUGCAAGUUGGUUGAGCAGCAUAGUGUGUUAGGUAGGAGGUGGAAGGUUAAGACAGGUUGGGUAGUUCGUGGAGAUUUUGACGUGUCUGAUGAGGAGUUACAAAUGCAAGAGAAGCUACAGGAGUAUUUGGUUCGGGAUGGGAUGUGUCUUCUGGAUCUCCAUGAUGCUGUAAGUCUGGUUAUCCAGCACAAUGAGUACUUUGCCGUUGUAGAUUGUGGGAUACGCAAUAAUGAGGGUUUGGCAACAGGAACUGGAACCUCAGUUGUUGUGUUCAACACCUGCUUCAAUGACCUGAUGCUACACAUCGGGAACCUGAAGAAGUCGUUGGAUGCACGGUGGUAUGGUGUUUCCAGAAUUAUUGUAGAGGAGAGUAAUGUGGAUUUAGAGAGAGAUGUAGCAUUUGCUGAUGUCAGUUCUCCUAGUUAUGUUAGAUCACUCAGGGGAACCUUUCAUCAGGGCGAUUCUCGUUUUUUGUAUGGUGGCCUUCAGUGUGCAGCAGUAAGCUUAGUAGCAUUGGCUAAACAUUCUGUAGACAGUGUGUUUACAUGGCAGUCUGAAACUUUGGAUAAGGUGGUAGUUUUAGGUGAUGAGCUUUAUAGUUAUUUGCGUGACAGUGAUUUGAUCAGUGGUGGACAUGAACUGCUCUGUGUUUCGGAUUUGCCCAAAGAGAGAGUUAUUGAUGGGCAGAGGUUUGACUUUGAGUAUGGAGAUUAUGUUGCAGGACAAGUAGGUGUGGUUGAGGGAGAAUUUAUUGAUGCAGGUGUGCACACCACUCUCCGUGACGGAUUGGAAAAGGUGUGCACAAAGUAUGAAACCUGCUUUUUGACACUGAGUGGCAGCACUUCUGCCAUCAUCAGUCACGAGGGACAGUAUGCAGUUGUCGAUUCCCAUGCACGCAGUGCAGAUGGGAUGGUUGAUGAGACAGGCAAUAGUGUAGUUGUUUAUUUCAGUAGUUUUGAUCAGGUGUACAACUACAUACACAGGCUUUCUGAUGCUCUCAAACAAACGUUGUUUGAGAUCAGUGGAGUAAAGGUGAUUUGCAAAGUGACUCAGAGUGAAAGUCAGCAGUUUUCUGUGGGUUUUGGAGAUGAUGUGCAAUUAGUGAGUGAGUUUAGUUCUAGUUUAGGUGAGUUUACUGACCAGGCAACGUUGAGUUUUGACAGCCAAAGAGAUAAGAAGCGGAAGGUAUCCUUGAGAAAUUUGACAUCAAAGAGGACAAAGUGGACUGAUGCUGACCAAGUCAACUCUGAUGUUGAAUUUGUCAAUGAUAUUCAGACUAGAAGUUUAGUAUUCAAUCCAGUUUCUAAGGAGGUUUCAGAGGCUUUGUGUAAACAGCUUAAUAUAGAAUCCGAGAAGGUUGAUGCUGUACCUUCUGCUAGUGGUGUGUUAGGUGCACCUUGCCUUACUGAAAAAAUAGUCGGGGAUGGGAGUUGUUUUUUUCGUUCUAUUAGUCAGGCCAUUUCUGGAACUCAGAAAAAUCAUAGGAAAAUUAGGCUAGCUGUUGUUAAACAUUUAGAAAGCAAUCCUCUUACAUAUAAGAGUAUUUUGAGAAGGGAGUAUUCUUCAGUUUCUCAAUACAUUAAAAUGUCAAAGAUGCACCUUGUUAGUAGUUGGGCUACAGAGGUAGAAAUUCAAGCAGCAGCAGAUUGUUUAGGUAUAAAUGUUUUUACAUUCUUUAAUGGUCGGUGGCUUCAGUAUAGCUGUAGGGAUCGUACGUUUUCAAACCAAGGGCUUUAUGUUGCAAAUACCAAUGGUAACCAUUAUGAGACAGUUGUCUGUGUACAACAACCUCAGACACAUGUGUGUUACGGUUACUGCAAAGUGAAGGCAUCCUUUUCAGAUGGGUACAAUUUGAGACGGCAGAAUUGUGAUGAUGCAAGUGCUGCUUUAAACAGUUUAAAACUUAACACUUUACUUGAAACAGAAGUAAAAUGUGAGCUAACUAAAGAGGAGGCACAUGUCAGUCAAAAUACUUGCUCUACAGGAAAACAUUCAUUUUCAAAGUAUUUAAAAAGUAGAAGGACUUCAGUAUAUAGACUUAAGUAUCACAUGCUUUAUAAGGAGAAGCUAAAAUUAGUAAGAAAAGAAGUAUAUCGAGAAAAUGUGUUGCAUAGAGA
Molecule: messenger RNA, 3737 nt
Organism: Melanotaenia boesemani (Boeseman's rainbowfish)
Lineage: Eukaryota; Metazoa; Chordata; Actinopteri; Atheriniformes; Melanotaeniidae
Exons: 10
Coding region: 1-918 (305 amino acids)
Source: RefSeq, a predicted model, not a curated record